Messenger RNA from Verruconis gallopava, 660 nucleotides. RefSeq lists its product as uncharacterized. The transcript is spliced from 2 exons. The coding region runs from base 148 to 558 and encodes 136 amino acids. Lineage: Eukaryota; Fungi; Ascomycota; Dothideomycetes; Venturiales; Sympoventuriaceae. The record is from RefSeq and is a predicted model, not a curated record.
GCUACAAGUAAGUGCCCCACCUACUCACUUCGUGAUAAUAAACACUUUUUAAUCCUCUCUCCCUCCUCCAGAACUUAUCGCGUCGACCAUGCCCACACCGCUCAUCGAAUUUUUGAGACGCCAUCGCGAAACCCACUUUACUCGCAUAUGAACAUCAGGGAAGACGUAUUGCAAAAGAUAAAGGUUGAUGAGGGGAAGGACGUGCUCACGACAUAUUUUGACUAUGCCUUGGAGAAGUUAAAGGUCGAAGAAGGAGAGGAUGGUAUUGAGGAGUGCAUGAGAAAGAUAAAAGAGACCAUAAGCGAGGUGACUUCCUUCACGACCAUGAAACCGAGCCGAAACCCAGUACCUGCACCAGAUAACACAGUUGCCAUUGUAGUGGAUGUUAGGAAACGAGGGUCCUGUAGGGUGUAUAACACAAGCAAAUGGCUUGGGGGCGCUGGAGGCGCUGAUACAGCUAACACGAAAGUCGUGAUUAUGCCAUGGCAUCACAGCUGGAAAUACCUUUGCAUGGGCGAAAUGGAGAUAGCAUUUAUUUUAGCGUUCCCUCGUCCAUAAUUAUACUGAGAGCCAGUUUGUCCGCUAUUGCGCACUUUGCGGGGUCUGAGGCUGUUGAUGUAACAUCGUGUUUGUUGAAUCUAAAAAGCUAUUUAUCGCUGA